UCGCCCCUCAGGCGCUGCGCGCUCCCCCCGUGACUGGGCCUCCCGCUGGGGAGGGAAGGGGUUUGCAGCCUGUUUCCAUGAGACGCUUACAAACUCUCUCUUUCUUUUCUAGCCUCCGUCCUGUUAGUGGGCUCAGGCUGAGUAAGCCCUGAUUGCAGGGGGAACGGGAAAUCUCCUGGAGCCCUUUCAGAUCUUGCUUCUUCGAGGGGGCUGUUCCUCCCACCCCCAGAUUUACAAUAAAAAUUGAAGCUGCAUUUCUUGCAUCUUAUGGUAAGAAGAUACGGCUACUUCUGACCCAGUUAUUAACGGGAGAUACAACCUGAAGUUUGUUUUUCUCAGUUUUUGCAUAUGCAAGAAAACUGAUUAUUUUUACAAAGCACGUAAACUCUUGUAACCUUUUUCUGAGUGGAGGACCGAGCCGACAUGAAGCUGAGGAUCACAAAGUAAAGUGGAUUCAGUACUAACCGCUCCUAUAGUCCUGUAUGGCUUGUAGCUUUCCUCAUUAAGUUUAGCCGUGGGAGGGGGAGGCUAGUGAAUUUGCAAAAAUGGAUAAUAAAUAUGAUGAUCUGGGCUUAGAGGCAAGUAAAUUUAUAGAAGAUCUCAAUAUGUAUGAAGCCUCCAAGGAUGGACUCUUUCGGGUGGACAAAGCUGUUGGCAACAACCCGGAAUUUGAGGAAACCAGGAGAGUUUUUGCCACUAAAAUGGCUAAAAUUCAUCUCCAGAAACAGCAGCAGCAGCAAGAAGAGGAGCUGAUGUUGGCUGACACUGGCUCUCUAAAUGGUGGGGCCAGUUUCAGUGUCCAGCAGCAGUUUCCAAACCAUCCUGUGCCUGCAGUAACUCCGGGGGCCAGUAAAUUGCAUUCAGGAGAAAAUAUUGCCAAACCUCCUCUGGCCACAGCAUCAGUGUGUGCAGCGCACCAGCUUGCUUUUCCACAUCACCCACAAGCUGUUCCUGAUGGGCAGCGAACAAAAUUAUACCAAGAUGGCAAAACAGCUAGCAAAGAACAUGGCUGUAGAGAGAAUCUGGGGGAUUCUGAGGUCUCUGAAGGACAUGGGUUCCACAGAGCAGCCCAUGUGGAUCCCAGCACUGCAAAGCCAUCUUUUCCUUCUCUUCCCCACGGACAGCAUUAUAAUGAGAAUCAGACAGGCAUUCCUGCUUGGGGAGGAGAUGCUGGUAAGUUUUCCAUCCCAAAAUCUGGUUUGGGGAGUUUACGAUCCAAUGUUAAUCAUAGUGAUCAGCUACCAAGGAGUCCUACAAAAACCCAAGCUGAUCCUCACCCUUACCAGCAUCAGAAGUCACUGAGCUCCUGCAGGUCUUCUGAAAGUGGGUAUGGAAGCCAGGAAAAUGGGAAUGAAAGCAACAGACUCAGUCGAGGCUAUGACCAAAACUCAACUGGUCAGAGAUCUUCCUCUUUCUCACAUACUUUGACCCCCUUUUCAACUUCUACAGGGUUUGAUGAUGAGACAGCAGUGGGAUUUCCACAGCAGAGAUCUUCCUCAUUCUCAGCCCCAUCAACAUUGCCUGCACAAGGGUUUUCAGGUCUGUCUGAUCAAUUUAGCCCAAACCCUGAGAGUGAGAUGCUACCUUCUGGCAUACCACACAAAACCAGUCGUGACCGCUCGUUAUGGUACCAUGACAAUUCUAGUUCUUCCACGUCUAGUUCAGCUCCUACUCCAUUGCCUCCAAGCGUAGAUUAUCAGCAAGCCAGUGCUUAUCCCAAGUCUACAGCCCAUUUCAUAGUUCAUGGUCAAAAUCACAGGCUUAAUUGUCCUGGCUCUGGCAUAAGUCCUGAGCAGAAUUCCAUCAGCGUAGCUUCACAUGGGCCAAUGAUUUCUGAUGCUCCAAGGUCUCCAUUUAAAGAGGGCAUAAGCAGUCUGCAGCAUGACUCAGGACACCAGGAAAAUUCCAGUUCUACAAAAGUAAAGUUACCCUGUCAGACCCUCCUUCCACAGCAGGAACAAGGGCCGUCUGCAGCUGAAUUAAAAUUAGAAGCACUUACCCAGCGUCUGGAGCAAGAGAUGGAUGCUCGUCCCAAGGCUGACUACUUUGGAACCUGUGUGAAGUGCAGCCAAGGUGUGUAUGGAGCAAACCAGGCUUGCCAAGCCAUGGGGAAUCUCUACCAUGAUGGCUGCUUCACCUGUGGAGCAUGCAGUCGAAAACUGAGAGGAAAAGCCUUUUAUUUUGUUAAUGGAAAGGUGUUCUGUGAAGAAGACUUUCUGUAUUCAGGUUUCCAGCAGUCAGCUGACAGGUGUUUCAUUUGUGGUCAUUUGAUAAUGGACAUGAUCCUGCAGGCUCUAGGGAAAUCAUACCAUCCAGGCUGCUUCCGUUGUGUGAUCUGUAAUGAAUGUCUGGAUGGAGUGCCAUUCACUGUAGACACUGAGAACAAAAUCUACUGUGUCAGAGAUUACCACAAAGUUUUAGCUCCAAAAUGUGCAGCAUGUGGACAUCCCAUUCUGCCGACUGAGGGGUCCGAUGAGACCAUUCGGGUUGUGUCCAUGGACAAGGAUUACCACGUGGAAUGUUAUCACUGUGAGGAUUGUGGGAUGGAACUCAAUGAUGAAGAUGGACAUCGCUGUUAUCCGCUAGAUGAACAUUUGCUUUGUCACUCCUGUCACCUGAAGCAUAUAGAGAAAGGCACAACUCCAGCAGCUAUGUACCAGCAUCACUACUAGUCAGUACUGCUAAU
This is a messenger RNA of Terrapene triunguis (Three-toed box turtle), 2686 nucleotides long. Its product is annotated as LIM domain-containing protein 1-like. The record is from RefSeq and is a predicted model, not a curated record. NCBI's taxonomy places the organism in Eukaryota, Metazoa, Chordata, Testudines, Emydidae. The transcript has 8 exons. The coding region runs from base 546 to 2672 and encodes 708 amino acids. Gene Ontology annotation, molecular function: transcription corepressor activity. Gene Ontology annotation, cellular component: nucleus; adherens junction; transcription regulator complex. Gene Ontology annotation, biological process: negative regulation of hippo signaling; positive regulation of miRNA-mediated gene silencing; response to hypoxia.